AUGUGCGGCAUAGCCCUCGUCCUCUCCGGCGACCACCUAGUCGUCGUCCCCUCCACCGCCGCCGCCGCCGCAUCCGGAACACGGUUCCCCGACGAGGUACUGUCCCCGGCAUUCGCCGCAACCUCCCAAAGCAGAACUAAACCCCUCCCUGUUGCGGUUUCCCAAACCCUAAACCCUAAUCGAGCCAAGCAAUACACGCGCGUGCAGGGGAAGGGCGUGUCGGUGGGCGAGCUCGAGGAGGCCCUUCGGCGGCGAGGCCCGGAUAGCCUUGGACGCCACAGGCUCCACCUUUGCGUGGACGGCACGAUCCUUGGUGAUGGGGUAGGUUGUGACCGUGGAGACGGGGUUGGGGGCGGCGUGGGUGCUACAGAGUUGUGCUUCAUUGGCGCCACGCUGCAGCUCAGGGGAGCUGAGCCGGUUUCGCAGCCGCUUGUGGCUCAAUCAGGAAAUGUUCUAGUGUAUAAUGGUGAGAUAUAUGGAGGAAUUGACAUUGCCAAAGAUCAGAAUGACACUCAAUCACUUCUGUCUUCACUGGAAUCUUGCUGCUCAUGUGACACCCAUGCUGUUGAUAGCGAUGAAGCAUACCCUUGCUGUGAGAGUUCAGGGAAAUCAGUUCCACAGAUCCUCUCAACCAUCAAAGGACCAUGGGCUUUGAUAUACUGGCAGGCAGACUCAAAAACAUUGUGGUUUGGCCGGGAUGCAUUUGGGAGAAGGAGCCUCUUGGUACAUUGGCCCACUCCUGAUGAUUCACGUUUUAUAUUAUCAUCAGUAUCACCCCCUUCGUUCUCAGGGAAUAACUCUGCAACGGAAGUAACUGGAUUGGAGUCAGGGGCAGACCCUGAUAUUUCUGGCUAUACCAAAGUUAGCUACUGGGAAGAGCUUCCUUGUGGGAUAUAUAACAUUCACCUGAAAAGGCUUGAGAAUACUGCCACAUGUAUGGAGAAAGGACGUGUUGUUGAAGUUAGAAAACAUGACUGGACGGAUUCUUCUUUGCACACAUUAAUACGAUGGGAGAGAAAAUCAACAGUUCCUACUCCCUCUGUCCCGAGCAACAGUUCUGUUGACGAAGGUAACCAGCAAUUGUCCCCAAGUUUCAGAAACUUGAGAAAAGUUGAAGAUAGUACAAGUAUUGGGCUUGAGAAAGGAGACCUCCCAAACUGCAUAACACAGUCAGUACAUAGAGUAUUGAUUGCACUAAGGGAAUCUGUAAUGCUGCGAACUAACAUGAACAGAUUGUAUGAGGGUGAUCUAAAUAAACUCAAGGAUGAGGAGUUGGCUCCGAUAGCAAUCCUUUUCUCUGGUGGCUUGGACUCCAUGAUACUUGCCGCAUUACUAGACCAGUGCCUUGAUUCUAAAUGGACAAUCGAUUUGCUGAAUGUCAGUUUUGAUGGUCAGCUUGCUCCAGAUAGGGUUUCUUCACUGGCAGGACUAAAGGAGCUACAAAGAAUCUCCCCUCUGCGGAGAUGGCGGCUUGUUGAGAUUGACACUGAUUUGGCCAAUUUGAAAGGGGAAAGUGAACACGUGAUGUCACUAAUACACCCUUCAAAUACAUAUAUGGAUUUGAACAUUGGUAUAGCCCUAUGGUUAGCUGCUGGUGGGGAUGGUUGGGUGAAUGGGCAAGAUGGUCAUCGCCACAAGUACAAGUCAACAUCUAGAGUUCUUUUAGUCGGUUCUGGAGCUGAUGAGCAAUGUGCAGGUUAUGGUAGACACCGUACUAAAUAUAGAGUUGGAGGAUGGGUUUCACUGGAUGCGGAAAUGAGACUAGAUGUGCAAAGAAUCUGGAAAAGAAAUAUGGGAAGAGAUGAUAGGUGCAUUUCUGACCAUGGCAAGGAGGCUCGUUUUCCGUUCCUUGAUGAGAAUGUGAUAAAGACUUUGCUGGAAAUUCCACUAUGGGAGAUCGCCAAUCUUGAUGAACCUGCGGGGAAGGGUGAUAAGAAGAUUCUGAGAGAGGUUGCAAAGCUGCUGGGCCUACAGGAAGCGUCUUUUCUGCCAAAGCGAGCAAUCCAGUUUGGUUCGAGAAUAGCGAGGGAAUCGAACCGCAAGAACUUUGGCAGCAACCGGGCCGCGAACCAGGCGUCAGCAGGAAGCGUGGAGGCGCUAGAGGCCGCGGGGUUCGACUGCACGCACCGCUCCGCCGUGGACGCGCUCGUCGACGUGCUGCUCCGCUACAUCACGCACCUGGGCCGCGCCGCCGCCUUCCACGCCAACCUGGCGGGCCGCACGCACGCCAACGAGUGCGACGUCAUCCAGUCGCUCGAGGAGAUCGGGGCCGACUUCGACGGCUUCGCGGGGGCCGGCACCCACUCCGCGACCCGCUGCCUUGCGGGCUCGGCCGUCGUGCGGGACCUCGCGGCCUUCGUCGACGCCAGCGACGAGCUGCCCUUCGCGCGCCCGCUGCCCCGCUUCCCCGUGCCCUGCGCGCCGCUGCCCGCGCCCAGCUUCGCGGCCGCCGGGCGGGACGCCGGGGGGUUGCGGCACGUGCCCGACUGGCUCCCCGCGUUCCCCGACCCGCACACCUACGUCCGGACCGAGGUGUGGAGCGAGCAGGCCGCCCGCGACCGGGUCGACAUGGUGGAGCAGGUGCGGCAGCGGCGCAAGGCUGAGAAAUCCCUGCUCAGCUUGCAGCAGCGGCUCGCCCUCGCCGGCGCCGACGGGUUCCGCCCAGCAGUUUCCGACCAUACUCCUACAGCAAAGGGGAAAGAGAUACAGCUCGCUGGGACCAAGAGGAACCCGUUCCUCCAGCCCGCAUUGCCGCCCGGUGACAAUAAUGUUCCAGAGCUCGACAUGCCGCCGGAGCGAAAGAAGCUGUCUAUCCUCGAGGCGUUUGCGCCGGCGAUUCAGGGGGCGGAUGCCAUGGAGAUCGACUCUGGGACGGGCUGGGACCAGGGUCAGAACCGGAAGAGCAUCGUGCCCAAGGAGAGGGCACCGGUGCGCCUGAAGAUUGGGAUAGACAGGAAGCCGCUGGCGGCAGCUCUGAAUUCGCAGUCUGUGGAUUUGAGGGAGGAUCCCUCGUUUUUGAAGGAGGAAAUAAAGGAUGACCGGAAGCGGAGGGCUGGGAUGAUAUUAAGGGCGUCGAUGGAGAACCCGCAGGAACUUCCCCAGCUUUAGUGUGGCUGCUGGAAGGACUGCAUUGCUUGCCCACAAUGGUGGAGUUGCAUUAAGGGGAGCUGAAAUGUGGGAGUAGGGGAUCUAUAUGUGAUCAGUUCAGUUUAUGGUGGAUCUUCAGUUUGCGAAAUCUUGAGGCCAGGCAUCCAAUGAUGCAACCUUUACUGGAACAUCAACCUUGGUAGCCUGCACCCAGUCUCUCGUGUCAGCAUCAGCUUUGGGAUCCCCAGACACUGAUAGAUUUUGUAGUUCCUGCUUGUCCCUACACUCCCCUGGAAUGAAGCGAGCCUUUUUUCGCAAGGAGCUGAUUUUGGAGACAUCCAGAGCAUGAUGCUCCUCCUUUGUGUAGCUAGAAAGAUGGAGCGGGGAUGUUUGUACAAAAACUGACAUAAUUUUCCUGACCAAUGCCUCGUCUCAACAAGAUGGAUAUAUGUACUGAUUUGAUUGAUUUGUCUCUCGAUCCAAGCUAAUGGAGCAGCUUGAUUAGUACUGUUGCAAUUUGUAAUUGGAGCCUGUUGAUUAGUCCGCUGGAAGCUGUAACAGCACUGUACUAUAUCAUCAUUCUUUUGGCCUGUUUUCAGCUGUGUAACGAAUUUGAGCCGAGAAUCGCCAUUAUUCCAAAUACACUGCA
Molecule: messenger RNA, 3736 nt
Organism: Lolium rigidum
Lineage: Eukaryota; Viridiplantae; Streptophyta; Magnoliopsida; Poales; Poaceae
Exons: 16
Coding region: 1-3108 (1035 amino acids)
Molecular function (GO): asparagine synthase (glutamine-hydrolyzing) activity; protein heterodimerization activity
Source: RefSeq, a predicted model, not a curated record